Wickerhamiella sorbophila is the source of this 378-nucleotide messenger RNA. RefSeq names its product Type 1 phosphatases regulator YPI1. Gene Ontology annotation, cellular component: nucleus. The coding region runs from base 1 to 378 and encodes 125 amino acids. Lineage: Eukaryota; Fungi; Ascomycota; Dipodascomycetes; Dipodascales; Trichomonascaceae. The record is from RefSeq and is a predicted model, not a curated record. Gene Ontology annotation, molecular function: protein serine/threonine phosphatase inhibitor activity; protein phosphatase 1 binding. The transcript has a single exon.
AUGUCGCAAAGACGAGAGGCAACGCCGUCACAAACGGAAACGGUGACGGAGGAUUCGACACAAGAACGGCUUGCCCGGCUUGUUUUAAUAGGAGAUCGGCCACGGAGACAACCGAGGGUCCGCUGGACUGAGGAGGUAGUCGACAACGAGCAUCUGAACCGGAAAAAGACCAAGAUUUGUUGCAUAUACCACCCGCCCGACGAGGAGCUCGAGCAGGAGACCAGCUCGUCCGACUCGGACUCGGACUCGGACUCGGACUCAGACUCGGACUCGGACGAGCCACAAUGUGACCACCACGGCGCGCGGCAUAAUCGACCAAAUGCAUACGAACGCCAGCCCCGGCUUCGUCGCCCCGCCAAGCCCCACACCCACGACUAA